AGGACCAGUGUGAACAUCUGUUGUGGAAGUCGUUUUCCUGAAUACCAUCUUUUAAAUCAAGAAGAUCCAUUUAAAGAAGUUAUGAAAUCUUCAAAAUUAAACAGUGAUGUUUGUAGAAAAACAAAUAUAAAUGGAAGUAACAUAAAACAAUCUAAUAUACAUGAAGGUGAUGAUAAACCAUACAGUUAUGUAACAUGUGGAAAGGAAAGUGUAACAUUGGAUAACGUAAAACAACAGAAGAGAAUAAGGUACGGAAAGAAAUUGUACAGAUGUGAAGUUUGUAGUAAACAAUUUAGAUUUAAUAGUGAAUUGAAAAAACAUGAACAAAUGCAUACUGGAGAGAAACCUUACACUUGUGCAGUUUGUGAAAAACAUUUUCAAACAAGUAAUGUUUUAAAAAUACAUCAAAGAAUACAUACUGGGGAGAAACCUUACAGUUGUGAUAUUUGUGGAAAACAAUUUCGAACUAGUGGUAACUUGAAAAGACAUGAACAAACACAUACAAGGGAGAAACCUUACAGUUGUUCAGUUUGUGGAAAACAGUUUCAAACAAGUAAUGGUUUAAAAAUACAUCAAAGAAUACAUACUGGGGAGAAAUCUUACAGUUGUUUAGUUUGUGAAAAAGACUUUAGAAUAAAUUGGGAAUUAAAAAUACAUCAAAGAAUACACACUGGAGAGAAACCAUAUUGCUGUGACAUUUGUAGAAAACAAUUUAGUAGUAACUCUAGCUUAAAAGAACAUGAACGAAUACAUACUGGGGAGAGACCCUACAAUUGUGUAGUAUGUAAUAAACAGUUUAAAACAUAUAAGGCAAUAAAAUAUCAUGAAAGAAUACAUACUGGGGAGAAACCUUUCUGUUGUACAAUUUGUGGAAAGGACUUCAGAUCAACUAGUGACUUAAAAAUGCAUCAAAGAAAACAUACUGGGGAGAAACCUUACAGUUGUGAUGUUUGUGGAAAACAAUUUGGAACUAGUGGUAACUUAAAAAGACAUGAACAAACACAUACAGGGGAGAAACCUUACAGUUGUGCUGUUUGUGGAAAAAACUUUAGAACAAAUGAGGAAUUAAAAAUACAUGAAAGAAGACAUACUGAGGAGAGACCAUACUGUUGUAAAUUUUGUAGAAAGAAAUUUAAAACAAAUGCUGAAUUAAAACAACAUCAAAGAAUACACAGUGGGGAGAAACCUUACAACUGUAUAGUAUGUGAUAAACAGUUUAGAACAAGUUAUGCAUUAAAAUAUCAUAAAAAAAUACAUACUGGGGAGAAACCUUACAGUUGUGACAUUUGUGGAAAACAAUUUGGAACUAGUGGUAGAUUCAAAAGUCAUGAACGGAUACAUGUUGAAGUGAAACCUUACCAUUGUGCUGUUUGUGGAAAAGACUUCAAAACAAAAUGUGAAUUAAAAAUACAUCAAAGAAUACAUAUUGAAGGGAAGAGUGUGUAGUGUGUAAAAAACAAUAUAGUUGUAACUAGCUUAAGGAAACGUGAAGAAAGACAUAAUUUUGUGACACUUGUGUAAUAUGUGAUAAACAGUUUAUAACAAAUGGUGGAUUAAGAUAUCAUAACACAUACAGAGAAUCUUUACUGCUGUACAGUUAGUGAAAAAUAAUUCUCAAGUGACUCUAUCUUAAAAGUGCAUUGAAUGAUACUCUUACGAAGAGAAACCAGUUUCACAGUUUAUGGAAAACAGUUUGGAGCAAACGGUAAAAUAAAAAUACAUUCGAGAAUGAACACCUAAGAGAAACUGUACUGUUGUUUACUGCAUUGUAAAGAGUUUGUAACAAACUGUAACUACUACUGAAUGUAGUUAUUGUUUAAAGUUUAUUGAACCAGAUGAGGCAGGAUUAAGGUGUAUAGAUCUGUCUUUGGUGUUUUUUUGGUAACCUUUGGAGAUGUUAGAUAUGAUAAGGUGAUAAAAUUAAAUCUGGAUGGAGAGAACAAUCAUUGUUUCUGUAAAAGGAAAUAGUAAGAAACUUUAUAACUGAACAGUUUUAUUUCCUAGUUUUUUUAUGUAUAGACAGUAAGUAUUGAUUAGAACCAGUUUCUUUAUAUUAAUAUUUCAACAUGUACUGAGAAUGUCCUGCUAUAAUUGAUUUCUCAACACUUACAGACCU
This is a messenger RNA of Limulus polyphemus (Atlantic horseshoe crab), 2116 nucleotides long. RefSeq names its product zinc finger protein 229-like. NCBI's taxonomy places the organism in Eukaryota, Metazoa, Arthropoda, Merostomata, Xiphosura, Limulidae. The coding region runs from base 82 to 1446 and encodes 454 amino acids. Gene Ontology annotation, cellular component: nucleus. Gene Ontology annotation, molecular function: RNA polymerase II cis-regulatory region sequence-specific DNA binding; DNA-binding transcription factor activity, RNA polymerase II-specific. The record is from RefSeq and is a predicted model, not a curated record. The transcript is spliced from 2 exons. Gene Ontology annotation, biological process: regulation of transcription by RNA polymerase II.